Messenger RNA from Eutrema salsugineum, 1518 nucleotides. RefSeq names its product putative F-box protein At5g42430. Bases 1 to 1518 code for a protein of 505 amino acids. Gene Ontology annotation, molecular function: protein binding. NCBI's taxonomy places the organism in Eukaryota, Viridiplantae, Streptophyta, Magnoliopsida, Brassicales, Brassicaceae. The transcript has 2 exons. The record is from RefSeq and is a predicted model, not a curated record.
AUGAAUAGAGGAGAUACUUCAGAUUUCAUCCCAAUUGAUCUCAUUAUCCCGAUAUUCUCGAGAUUGCCUACAAAGUCAAUCGUUAGGUUUUAUUGCGUCUCGAAGCUAUGGUGUUCCGUGUUUCACCGUCCAUAUUUCACAGAGCUGUUCUUGACCAAAUCCUCAGCUCGUCCACGUCUCUUAUUAGCCGUCAGAAAAGAGGAUCAGUGGAGCUUCUACUCCACGCCUCAGCCUCACAAUCCAUAUGAGAAGUCGUCGUCUUCAUCGUCUCUUGUACUAGCAGCCGAUUUUCAUAUGAAGUUCCCACAAGGCAGUACGCAUAUUUCGUGUACCUAUGACUCUGGUUUGAUCUAUUUCUCUGAAACGUUGAUCUCAAAGGACGAUGACAAUCUAGUACCUGUGAUAGCUAACCCUAACACGGGACAUUAUGCGAUCUUAUCUAAACUGAGAAGUUACAGAUCCUUGUAUACUUCUUUAGGAAGUUUGUAUAGCUUUUUAGGGUUUGAUUCGAUUGACAAGCAAUUCAAGGUCUUGGUCAUUGCUGGUCCAACUUGUGAGGUUCUCACAUUAGGAACUGGAAGCAUAAUGACGUGUCCCAUAGAUCAUGAGCCAUACUCCCAAGGGAUAUGCAUCAAUGGGGUUUUGUACUACUUUUUUAAUUGCUUCGAUGUUCGGUCUGAAAAAUUCAACUUUAUUGAGUAUAGAAAAUAUGGUUGGACGUCUCUUCUUGGCUUUUGUGAUUGGUUUACUAAAUUGGUAAACUAUAAGGGUAAAUUAGGUGGGAUUAGUUGUAAAAGGAAUGAUGCUGAUUCCUUUGACUUGCAUAUGUUGGUUUUCGAGGAUAUUGAGAAACAGGAAUUUUCAGAAUAUGUCUACACUUUGCCGGAGAAAGAAGUCGUUGAUAUCUUCAGUCUUUCCGUUGUUGGAGUACCAGGUGAAAUUGUUUUGAAGGUGGAAAAUUAUUACAUAUAUGAAUCUGAUCUGUUUCGUGUUCUCUACUUCAAUCCAGAAAGUAACACAGUCCAAAGUGUUGUAAUUCAAGGUUUGGACAAGGAUAGUAGUGUUUAUGCCUUUGUAGACCAUGUAGAGGAUCUUAAUGUUAACGAUGCGAAGCUAUUCAAGUCAAGCAUCUCUUCUCCAUCUGUGAAUAACAAACACAGCAAAGAUAUCAUUACGAAAAGGCCAAAACCACAACAUCGGGAAGAGGUACGAGAAAGGGACAGUGAAAAAAGGUAUGAUGAUGGUGUGAGUAGGGAGAAGAGACACAGGGAGAGAAAUGAAAGAGACGGCAGAGAAGAUGAAGACAGAAGAAGACACCACGAAGAAAUGAGAAAUAGAGAGAGGUAUGUGGAGAGUCGAAGAGAUAGAAACGAUCAUUGGAGUGACAAGAGGAGAGAUAGAGACACUAUGGAAGAUGAAGACAAAAGAAGAAGCAGAAGCCACGAAGAGGUGAGAGAUAGAGAGAGGCGUGUGGAUAGUCGAAGAGAGAUAGAGACAGUUGGGAAGAGGAAGACAUAA